AUGUCUCGCUUCUCCCCGGAAACCACAACGGUCGUCUUCCUCCUCGGCGGCCCAGGCUCAGGCAAGGGCACGCAAUCCACAAACCUCGUCCGCGACUACGACUUCACGCACCUAUCCGCCGGCGACCUCCUCCGCGCCGAACAAGUCCGCCCCGAAUCCCAAUACGGCGAGCUCAUCAAGUCGUAUAUCCGCGAGGGCCAGAUCGUGCCGAUGGAGAUCACCGUCGCGCUGCUCUCGAACGCAAUGGCGGAGAAACUGGCCGAGAACGAGAAGAGCAAUUCCUCUGCUGCGGGCACCGGCGGCAAGGCUCGCUUCCUCAUCGAUGGGUUCCCGCGCAAGCUAGAUCAGGCGGUGUUCUUUGAGGAGACGGUUUGUGUUUCAGAGUUUACGCUGUUCCUUGAUACCUCCGAGGAGGUUAUGGAGAAGAGGUUGUUGAAGAGGGGGGAAACGAGUGGGCGGGAUGAUGAUAAUGCGGAGUCCAUUCGGAAGCGGUUCCGGACGUUUGUUGAAACUAGCAUGCCUGUUGUUGAUGCGUUUGAGGCGCAGGGCAAGGUCAUCAAGGUUGAGGCUACGGGUACUAUUGAGGAGGUUUAUGCGAGAAUCCAGGCUGGGUUUGAGGCGAGGGGUCUUAGGCCUGCUUCUUUCUAA
Molecule: messenger RNA, 648 nt
Organism: Aspergillus calidoustus
Lineage: Eukaryota; Fungi; Ascomycota; Eurotiomycetes; Eurotiales; Aspergillaceae
Source: the annotation of a GenBank genome assembly